Messenger RNA from Aspergillus bombycis, 603 nucleotides. RefSeq names its product cupin domain-containing protein. Bases 1 to 603 code for a protein of 200 amino acids. The record is from RefSeq and is a predicted model, not a curated record. The transcript has a single exon. Lineage: Eukaryota; Fungi; Ascomycota; Eurotiomycetes; Eurotiales; Aspergillaceae.
AUGGCACACCGGCCUGUUGCCUUCAAUCGCAUAAUCACUACCCACGAUCACCGAACCGGAAAGGCUGUCUUUCAGAAGGAUAUCGAUGAGAGUGUUCCUUUUGCAGGGUUUCCGGUUCCACCGGGAAGGCCGACUACAUCUGACUAUGCACUUGCCUAUGCAACCACAAGAUUUCCAGUGAAGGGGCUUUCCCCACCCGCGCUAGUCACACCUGAGGCAGAUGCAAACCUGGACAUCAAACAAUAUAUGUCUAAACUCCGCGAUCCCUCCCCUUUAAACCCAGAUAAGGGAACGGCCUGCACAGUAAUUGAGGUGCCGCCUAAAGUUGACAUCCCGAUGCACCGGACUGAGAGUCUUGAUUACGGUGUUGUCAUUGAUGGAACUACGGAACUAGUCCUUGACUCGGGUGAGACGAGAGUUUUAAGAAAAGGUGAUGUUUUCAUCCAGCGAGGCACUGCGCAUUCAUGGCGGAAUAUUACUCACUCAGAGGACAACAACGGUGUUCUCCGUGUGUUCUUUGUUUUUCAACCAAUUGAGCCUGUGCGGAUCGGGGAGGAAGAGUUGCACCAAGAUUUGGAGCUAUCCUUGAAACCCAAGCAUUAG